CACAGAACGGAAGCAGAAGACGAGCAAGAAGAAGCUCACACGUGUGUCCAACAUGUCUGCCCACCGUGUUGUUGUGUGUUGAUAUUUCACGAGCCGUUUUAUUUAAUCGUCUGCUCAGUAAAGUUAAUCGUAGCGCAGCUUAAAAGAGCCUUUAAGCUUCAGCAUGGCCCAGAGAAAGAAGAAACUGACGAAGAAGAAGAGACACACGGCCAACAGAGAGCCGGAGGCUGACUCUGACAGCGGAGACUUUGAACUGGCUGCUGAAAUUAAAGACGAUGAUUCUCCCGGGAGGAAACUGCCGCGGUUCCCUGCCUCAUCAGAGUGCCUGUCCGAUGUGGAGCCCGACACCAGGGAGCUGGUCAGAGCCCAAAACAAGAAGAAAAAGAAAUCUGGAGGUUUUCAGUCCAUGGGUCUCAGUUACCCUGUAUACAAAGGGGUCAUGAAGAAGGGUUAUAAAGUCCCAACUCCAAUCCAAAGAAAGACUAUCCCAGUGAUUUUGGAUGGCAAGGAUAUAGUAGCCAUGGCCAGGACUGGCAGUGGUAAGACAGCUGCCUUCCUGGUUCCUAUGUUCGAGAAGCUGAAGGCCCCUCAAGCCCAAACAGGAGCCAGGGCCCUCAUCCUGACCCCCACCAGAGAGUUAGCCCUGCAGACCAUGAAGUUCACAAAGGAGUUGGGAAGAUUCACCGGCCUCAAGACUGCCUUGAUCCUUGGUGGAGAUAGAAUGGAUGAUCAGUUUGCUGCUCUUCAUGAAAACCCUGACAUAAUCAUCGGUACCCCCGGUCGUCUCAUGCACGUCAUCAAGGAGAUGAACCUGAAGCUGCAGAGCGUGGAGUAUGUGGUGUUUGACGAGGCUGACAGGUUGUUUGAAAUGGGUUUCGCUGAGCAGCUUCAGGAGAUCAUCCGGAGGCUUCCAGACACCAGACAGACUCUGCUGUUCUCUGCCACUCUGCCCAAACUGCUGGUGGAGUUCGCCAGAGCCGGACUGACAGAACCAGUGCUGAUUCGUUUGGAUGUGGAUUCUAAGCUCAGUGAUCAGAUUAAGCUGUCAUUUUUCCAUCUGCGUGUGGACGACAAGCCGGCAAUGCUGCUUCAUCUCCUAAGGAAUAUCGUGAAGCCUCAGGAGCAGACGGUGGUCUUUGCAGCCACCAAACACCAUGUAGAGUACCUGAAGGAGUUGCUUUCUUCAGAAGGUUUGGAGUGUGCCUACAUCUACAGCGCCCUCGAUCAGACUGCCAGAAAGAUCAACAUAGGGAAGUUUGUGCAUCGGAAAGCCAUGGUGCUACUUGUGACAGAUGUUGCUGCUCGUGGUAUAGACAUCCCCCUGCUGGACAACGUCAUCAACUACAACUUCCCCUCUAAGGCCAAGCUCUUCUUGCACAGAGUUGGCCGUGUGGGACGUGCGGGGCGCAGUGGCACGGCCUACAGCUUGGUCUGUCCAGAUGAGAUGCCUUUUGUCUAUGACCUUCACCUCUUCCUUGGAAGGCCUGUUCAGCUUGCCACACCUGAACACACACAAGAUUCAGAUGGUGUGUUCGGUCGGGUCCCUCAAAGUAUCCUCGAUGACGAAGGCUCUCAUCUCAUCACCGCUCAUGAAAACUCGCUGGACCUGCAGAACCAUCGUCGUGUGUCAGAGAACGCCUACAAGCAGUACCUCAAGUCCAGACCAAACCCCUCGCCGGAGUCCAUCAGGCGGGUCAAAAACACAGAUCUGUCCAACAUGGCUGUCCAUCCAUUACUAGGGUCAGGUUUGGAGAAAAUGGAACUGGAGCGCCUUCAAAUAGUUGAUGCCAUCAAGGGCUACAAAUCCAAAUCGACUAUCUUUGAAAUCAACUCCAACAGUAAGACACAGGCCAGCGAGGUGAUGCGGACCAAGCGCUCCAAGGACACACGGCUGGUGGACAAAUUCAGCAAACGGAGAGAGGACCUGGCUGCAGAGAGCCACCUGCAUCGGCCCGUCAACCCCACCACUGCUGAUGCAGACAGCGACAAUGAUGAUUUCACACAUAGCACAGGCAACGAGGAAGACACUCUGAAGGGGGUGUUCUCUGCAGUGGUAGGUGGAAAGAGAAGAGGCCCGCGGGAAGAUGAGGGAGAACGGCCAAAGAACAAGAAAAGCAAACAGACUGGUAAAGAUGAGGAGUAUUACAUCCCCUACAGACCCAAAGACUUCAACUCUGAGAAAGGAUUAAGUCUUGGCGGAGAGGGCACUGCUUUUGAGCAGCAGGCCUCCUCAGCUGUCCUGGACCUUAUGGGAGAUGAAGGAGACCAGUUAAACCAGCACAAAAAAAUAAUGAAAUGGGACCGCAAGAGAAAGCGCUUCGUGAGGGACACAGGAAAGGAAGACCAGAAGAAGAAGAUCAGAAUAGAUGGCGGCCAGGUCAUCAGUAACAAGAAGAACAAGAAGAACUUUUACGAGGAGUGGAAGAAAAAAUACAGGGUGGAUGACGGAGGGUCUGGCUCAGAUGGAGAAACAGGAGGAGGAGGGAGGAGGCCUGGAGGAGGUCGCGGCCGUGGCCGUCGCGGUCCUAACUUCCAGAGCCCCACGAGACCGCUAAAGCAGACGCCCGGUGGCCGCAGAGUGCACUCAGAGCUGAAGACGAGGGAGCAGAUCCUGAAGCAGCGCAAGAAAAAGCAGAAGCACCAGUUCCUGCAGAGCGGAGGGCUGAAGAAGCUCCGCACCAAGAACAGACAGUGGCUCGGAGAAGUUAAGAAGUCAGGGUUUGGACGGGGCGGGCAGAAGAAAGGCAAGAUGAAGAAGAGACUGUGAGGGGGAGCGAUAGCAGAGGGAUGAUUCUGUGAGAGACUGGAGAUCGAGGACACCACGACGGGCCAAAUGAUGAGUACCAGUUGGGUCCCAGUCCACCUCAAGAGUUUUCACGGUGCCUCAUAUGAUUGUGGACUGAUGGAGAAGAAAAGCUGAAGAAUGCAUUUCUAGAGAUGCACCUCAUCUUCUUCCCCUUCAUUGCUUACUGAACUCUAUAUUUGUCACAGAGUAAGAAGAUGAGUGAUCCAAUGAACUGGAUUUUUUCUUUUAAGUGUGUUCAUCAGAAUAAUCUGCUUAAAUGAAUUUGAGUACUGAAAUAUGUCUAUACACACUAUUAACUGAUGCAAAAUACAAAUGUUAAUAACUUA
Molecule: messenger RNA, 3132 nt
Organism: Lates calcarifer (barramundi perch)
Lineage: Eukaryota; Metazoa; Chordata; Actinopteri; Centropomidae
Gene: ddx54
Product: DEAD (Asp-Glu-Ala-Asp) box polypeptide 54
Exons: 20
Coding region: 164-2767 (867 amino acids)
Cellular component (GO): nucleus
Molecular function (GO): RNA helicase activity; RNA binding; ATP binding
Source: RefSeq, a predicted model, not a curated record